AUGGAGAGAAAAACAUCUCAAAUCCAACCUCCAACUUACGGGGACUUGAUCACUGUUCUAAGCAUUGAUGGAGGUGGCAUUCGAGGAAUUAUUCCAGCUACCAUCCUCAGUUUUCUUGAAUCCUACCUUCAGGAGUUGGAUGGAAAGGACGCAAGCCUUGCAGAUUACUUUGAUGUGAUUGCUGGAACGAGCACCGGUGGCCUUGUGGCGGCCAUGCUAACGGCUCCCGACGAAAACAAUCGUCCACUUUAUGCUGCAAAAGAUAUUACCCCAUUCUACUUUGAGCACUGUCCAAGGAUUUUUCCACAAAAGAAGUGCGGUUUAUUUGCUCCAAUUGGGAAUAUAGUGCAAACUCUAAUAGGACCAAAAUACGAUGGCAAGUACCUGCAUGACUUUAUCAGGAAAAAAUUGAAAGAUACUCGCCUUAGUAACACUAUCACUAACGUUGUAAUUCCUACUUUUGAUAUCAAGAAGUUGCACCCUACCAUUUUCUCCACUUAUGAGACGAAACGAUCAGCAUGUUAUGAUGCAAAGAUGUCUGAUGUUUGUAUUAGUACUUCAGCAGCUCCUACUUAUUUUCCUGCUCAUUCUUUCAAAGUUGAAGAUAGCAAAGGCAACGUUAGAGAACAUCAUCUCAUUGAUGGUGGUGUUGCUGCAAAUAAUCCGUGUUUGGUUGCAAUAUCGGAAGUAAGCAAAGAAAUUUUAAAGGACAACCUAGAUUUCUUCCCAAUAAACCCCCUGGAUUAUGGGCGUUUCCUUGUAAUAUCAAUAGGAACAGGAGCUGCAAAAUGUGAACAAAAAUAUAAUUCAUCCAUGGCAGCCAAAUGGGGUAUUAUCGAUUGGUUAUUUCACAAAGGUUCCACACCACUGGUCGAAGUAUUCACUCAAUCAAGUGCUGAUAUGGUUGAUUACCAUAAUUCUGUUGUUUUUCAAGCUUUUCAUAGUGAAAAUAGUUACCUUCGAAUUCAAGAGGAUGAAUUGAGUGGGACAGAAGCUUCAGUGGAUGUGGCUACAAAGGAAAAUUUGGAGAGGCUAGUAGAAAUAGGGGAAAAUUUAUUGAAGAAGCCACUUUCAAGGGUUAAUUUGGAAACAGGUUUGACAGAACCAAUUCCUAAAGGAGGCACUAAUGAGGAAGCCCUUAAGAGGCUUGCAACAUUAUUGGUCAACGAAAGAAGACUUCGUUGA
This is a messenger RNA of Lycium barbarum (goji berry), 1185 nucleotides long. RefSeq names its product patatin-like protein 2. NCBI's taxonomy places the organism in Eukaryota, Viridiplantae, Streptophyta, Magnoliopsida, Solanales, Solanaceae. Gene Ontology annotation, molecular function: glycerophospholipase activity; monoacylglycerol lipase activity. The coding region runs from base 1 to 1185 and encodes 394 amino acids. The record is from RefSeq and is a predicted model, not a curated record. The transcript has 7 exons. Gene Ontology annotation, biological process: lipid metabolic process.